Adineta ricciae is the source of this 1377-nucleotide messenger RNA. The record is from the annotation of a GenBank genome assembly. Lineage: Eukaryota; Metazoa; Rotifera; Eurotatoria; Adinetida; Adinetidae.
AUGAGAUUAAAAAGACGUGUUGGAUGUUUUGGUUUAUAUGGUUAUGAUUUUAUGAUUGAUGAAAAUAUGAAAGUUUGGUUAAUUGAAGUUAAUGUUAAUCCAGCUUUACAAACAAAUACAAAUACACUUCUUCAAGCUAUUCCACCUGUUGUUAAUGAAUCAAUUUUAUUAUCAAUUGAAUGUUUUGAAAAAAUUCGUAAUAAUCAAAGAAUCUUUCCAUUGAGAUCAUUGAAAGGUUUUCGAUGUAUUUACAAUGAAUUAGAAAGAAAAGGUUCAUUACCAUAUUUGGAUCAAAAACGAACAACAACAACAGAUAAUACACGAAAGAAUCCUUCACAAUCAUCAACAACUAUUUCUCCCUUAACAAAACCAAAUACAAAUAAUAAUUCUGCACCAAUUUCUCAAUCGAAUAAAACAAAUUCCAAUAAUUCUCCGCCGAAUUCUCCAAAAACUUUACCUAAAAUCAAUGAUCAACAAUCAACUCCAACACAAAAAGCAUUUUCAUCACCACCGAUAACUUCCACUCGUUCAACUCAAGAACGCGCAAGAUUGAAUCGUUCCUUGGAAUCCUUUGUCUCUUCAUCAACAACGCCACCUGGAAAUCGUUCUCCAACAUCACCAAAUGAAACAAUGGUCAUGAGAUAUCAACAAAUUCAACGAUUCAAAACAAAUUUCGAAAUGUUAAAACCAGCCACUGUUAUUGCUGAAGAUUGGAAAAAUUUAGAUAAAACUCAAAGAGAUCGUUUAGGUUUCGGUGGACCAAAAAGUCUUGGACACGGGGCAAUUGCAUCAACUUCUUCUUAUUCAUCUCCUGCAUCUCCUUCAACUUAUCGACAACAAGAAAAUUGGCUUAUCACGGGACGACAACUCACUGUUGUAGACACAAAAACACUUGGAUCAUGGCUUAAAACACGACAACAAGAACAAAAGGAUAAUGAUGAACAACAACAACAAUUGACAAGAGAUUCAAUCAAUCUGGUCGAAAGAUCAUCUCAAACAUCAUUUGGAAAUUCAUCUGAUGUUUCAUCUACAGGCACAACAACAAAUGGAAAUGAUGUUCGUUCAGGAAAUCAAGGAAUUCAUUUAGAACAAUUCACACGAAAUCGUCCAAGUUCAGCAAAAAUUCGAACAAGUUCUCUUUCACCUACUGAAAAAUUCUUGAAAAGUAAAGAAAGGUCAUCAAAUAAAGCUUAUCCAUGGGAAUUUGAUGAUUGGUACAAUUUAAAAGAUUUAACUGGUUCAACAAAUAAAUCUGCACUUAUUUAUCGUCUGAUGCGUUCAAGACUUGAAGCCAAUUUAGCUAAAUCGAUAUCUGCAAAUAGAGAUCAAACAAAUAAUAACAAUAAGAAGAAAGUCUCAACAUCAACAAGUACAUGA